AUGUUCGAGCGCCUGAAGAAGACGGUAAGGACAAGUGCGGGGGUGCUCAUGGUUUCAGAAGAAAACACGCAAGGUCUCGAGCACAACCUCGCCGAAUGCGACCGGAAUUGGAGCCGUGCGCAAGAAGAAGUCGGUGCAGAAGGAUGACAGGAACAUGGGUGAGUUGAUUUGGCUUCGGAGUUGGGGGUUUUUGGAGGGGAUAUUGCUUGAAUUUUAUAAUAAGGGAAGUGUUUGAAAUGCAGUAGGAUCCACCACCAAUGCUCAGAUUUUCUUUAGAUUUUUCACCCACCUCGGGCAAGGGUCAUACAGUGAGGGACCUGGUCCAGUGGCAAAAAACCUACCGUUUUCAUCCAGGAAGUAUCAAAAAAUGUGGCAAAAUACCUCCUUCUUCAAGUGAAAAAACUCCAAUUUCAUAAGCUCUUUCUUGAGGGAAAGAUUGCGCUUUUCAAAACGAAAUUUUUCACAUGGAGAGGGAAGCAUUUUGCUUCAUUUUUGACACUUCCCAGACGCAAAAUGGUACGUUUUUUGACGCUGGAUCAGGUCCGUCAUUGUAUACUGUGCACACACUUCAUGAAGAGUCUGCACAUUGAUUGCUUUAUCGCGUACCGUCUUUUCGGGUCAUAAACAGUUCGGGUCAACACAAAACCGAUUGAUAUGGGGCGUAGGGCAGGUGGACGCCCCCAAAAAAGGUUGUAGGAAGUGCCUACGAGGCCUGGAAAAGCCACUGGAUGGUCGGCGAAGGCUCGGCGAAGGCUUGGCGGAGAGUUGGCAGAGUUGAAAAAUGUCCACUCUUUCUAAUUUUAGCUUUUGCCAAGGUUAGUUUACUUUUUCUUUUUAAAAGCGCUACGUGGAUAAAGUGCAAUGGAAAUGAAUGUUAUGCACUUUCUAGCACAUAACAGAGUACAUAAUUAAAUGAAAAAUGGGGGUAGGUUAGUUCACAAUCCCAGACAGAUUGGCCAAAAAAUUGUCAGGGUUUUUACACUUUCAGAAGUAGGUAUACUUCUUAUAAUUCCCCAAUUUUACAUUUUCUUUUCUUCAUUUCCCCCACUGAUCCUUCGUAUGCAUUUGACGUUGAUCUUUGUCGUUUGUCUGCCCCGCUGUUACACAAUAUGUCACUCAUUGAUCUUCCUCUUGGUUUGUUCGACGCCUAAAGAAAUAUCACGACUGCCAGACAUGGGAUUUAGAUGGAUUGGGGUUGUUUUCUCUCGGAAUUUUCUACGUCAUCUUCAUCUUUUUUGAUGACUAAAAGAACUUGGUGACUUGAGGUAUUUUGAGGGUGACAUGGCGUGUCGGCCGGCCUGGGACAACAAAUUUUGCAGUUCGGCCAUGGGCUUCUAUUUCCGGGCCCGGGACAGUCGGGUUUUACAGAAAAUGCGGAUUUUCCAAGAAUUCUCAAGAUAUUGGCGGAAUUUGAGAAAAAAAUCACCCAAAAAUAUUGCAGGAGAACAUCAGAAAGGCAAAAAAAUUCUGGCCUCCUUCAGAAAAAGCAAAAUAGAAUGGACAGAGCUUCUUGGCAUCCAAAAAAGCCGGCUAAAACGUUUUUUAACAAAAUGAAAAAAAAAAUUGAAAAGAGAGAAAUGCACUGUGCAAUAUCAAAAAGCGCGGAAAAGGUUCAAAAUCUCUCUGUGGGAAGAGAGAAAGUGUCCAUGCACCCCCGAAGGUACUAACGAUUGUGCACUGUGACCCCGCACAGUGCAAAAAAAAUUUUUUGAAAAGGGCAAUCCAAAGCACAGUGCGCUGUUUUAUCGCAGCCCGCCAAAUUUUUAUCGCGCAACACCUCGUCGCAACGCCCAUUGAAUGCGCCCACACAAUGUUGGGUGAUUUCCAAAAUUUUUUGAAAUUGAAAAAAUAAGGUGUGACAUGUUAUACGAUGAAAAGGUUUUUUUCAAAUUGAGAAAAGUCAAGUGUAACAAAGUGAAAAUUUUUUAUCGUUUAACAUGUCACAGAGAAAAGUAAAGUGUAACAAAGUGAAAUUUUUUUUAUCGGAUAACAUGUCACACCUUAUUUUUUCAAUUUUCAAAAUAAGGUGGAAUCAUGAAUUCGGCGUUGCGACAAGGUGUCGCGCGAUAAAAAUUUGGCGGGGUGCGAAUGAAGAACGCACCGUGCGUUGUUUACCCUUUUUCAAAACAACCUUUUUGCACUGUGCGGUGUCGCAUUGCACCGUAAAUUUUACUUGUCGCCGCGCGACAAAUUUCAUGCACGACGGCGCACUGUGCAGACAUGUCAAGACUUUUUGGCCCGCCUAGUACACCAUUUUACAUGCUUGCACAGUGCAAACAUAUCAAUAACUUUUGGCCCACGAAUCAGUCUGUCGGGAAAGUAAUGAGCGUAAUGACACUUCUCUUUUACCUUUUUUACUACAUUUUUGCAUUUUAUUCAUUAUACAGAGGUUUUCUCCUCGUUAUAAACUUUUCCAUACUACUCCAACUAUCUCCCUCCUUUCUUUUUUUCCACCCUCUCUCUCUUUGUUUACACGCACUGGAUUACGUCAUAUCGGAUUUAAUCCCAUAAAAUGAUUCGCUCAACAAGAAGGGGGAAUCUUUUUUUUUCCUUUUUUUAUUACGUAUGACCUCACGGAGCAAGAUCUUUUUGAUGUGGAAAAGAGAGAGAGAGUGGGGCUUUUAUUCGAUUUUAAUUUUUUUUUCUGUUUGUUUCAAAGAUUUCGCGGCCAUUUCGAACUCUUUGUUUAUGCACACGGUUCGGUUCAACGGGCGGGAAAUCACGUUUCGCAACGUGAAUGACGUUCCUAGGCAUGUAAACGGCGAUAUUUAUAUAUUUUUUGGGGAUUUUGAAUGGUUGAGAGCUCUUGGGCAAUUUCAAAAAAAUUUUUUUUUUUAUUUUUUUUUUAUUUGCAAUUUUAAAUAUUGAAAAUUUAGUUUGUCGGGAAAAUAAUGUGGAUUUUUUUCUAACUUAGAACUGUUUAUCAUCACUUUGCGAGGGCUGAAUAUUUGGUGCGCGACAAAUUUUCAAAAAAAAAAUCCACAUUAUUUUCCCGACAGACUGAUAGUAGAUGGUUUCAUAAAGUGUGUAGACUUUUUUCGGCCUCUGUUUUGCAUCACAUAGUGCAUAUUGCGCUACAUAAUCUUUUUUGAAGCGCUUUGCACUGUGCAAUUUCUUUUCGCAUGCCCAGAAUUCGAAAAAAAUGAUGAAUAUCUCGGCUGCCGCUGAAAAGUGGAAGUUAAGAUUUUCAGGAAUUAAUACGUAGACUAUGUACAAUGUAUGAGCAAAAUUUUUUAAAGAUCGAAGAAAUUUUUUUUUUUUUUUUUUUUUGAAUUUUACCCUUUUUAGCUCCAAAAAUCGUCAUUUAUUAGAUAAAAAUAAUCAAACAAAAAAAAAUACUAUUACACUUUGCAAAAUUACUAAAAGUACACAACAUUUUUUUUACAAAAAACUAAUUUUUUCUCAUUUUUAUUACCAAUUUUCAUGGCUAAAACCCGCAAAAGGAUUCUUCACGCCCUCUCCCCCAUUUACUUGGCAUUUUUGGAUAAAUCGAAAUGAAAAAAAUGAAUUAAUCGGAUUGCGGGUUUUUAUUCUGAUUACUUUUUUCAUAAGGCAGCGGAUUUUGGAGGACAAAAAGAGGUUUAUUUCGCUUCUUUCGCUACAUUAGAGAGUGUAGAAGGGCGUAAAGAGGUCUGAAAGAGGGUUGGUUGGAAAUUUUAGAUAAUUUUUUGACUUUUUUUUGAUUUUUGCUGGCACUUUUUGUUUUUUUUGACCAAAGAUGGCUUAAAAAUGAUUGGUUUGCGUGAAAAUUAGCAAAUUUAGAGUAUACCAGUCCUUCCGGAAAGCCGCCGGACUGAAAUCAACGACACGCAAGAUGCGCUGUGCGCCGCUAAAAAAGGUCUACGCACUUUUCUUUCUGAAAAGUGCGGAGACAUUUUGUAGUCCGUCCACAAUGUCGCUGGAAUGAAAUCGGCGACACGCACUGUGCGAAAAAAGGCCGGAAAAAGUCUACGGACUUUCUGGAACGACUAGUAUUACGUUUUUUUUUCAAAAAUGCAGAGACAUCUUCCGCGCUUUUUCGCACCGCACCAUUCAUGUUCCACGACGAAAUCCAUCUCAAAACAUUUUGCACUGUGCUGUUUCUAAAAAUUCGCGCCGGCUCCGUUGAGAAAAGCCACGAAGGAAGGUCCGCUGCGGAAAAGGUCCGCUAAAAAAAAGAAAAGACGAUGGCGGAGAGGGGGGAGGUUUUCGAUGGCGCUGAUUUCGAAUAUCAUAUCCAUUUUUUCUGAAUUUUACAAUUUUGCUUAAGCAGUAGUGUUAAUUUAAUGGAUUUAGGGGUUUUCGGUGGUGCUGAUUUCGAAAAUUGUAUCCAUUUCUUCUGAAUUUUUGCCUCUCUUCCUCAAUUCUUUAAAAUAAAUGUUUUAAUUGGUAAAAACUUGGUCAAACUUGUAUGAUAUUGAAAGAAAACUUAUGACGCUUUUUUCGUCUUUACAGCGAAAAUGACACUGUAAAAUUCAGAAAAAAUUGAUAUGAUUUUCGAAAUCAGCGCCAUCGAAAACCUCCCCCACCCCUCCCCCGCCCUCCUUUUUUAUUUGUUUUUAGCGGACCUUUCCGCAGCGGACCUUUCCGUGCUCAAUCUAGAAAAGCUUGUGUCGCAGCGAUAAUGGACCUUCACGGUGCAAAAGCUCAACUGCACCCCGCAAGAAAGGAAUUUCGUGCGCAGUGCGGCCUGCGACAAAAAUUCUACGCAAAUUCGGAGGAGUGAUUUAUGCGGCACGCACUGUAAAAAAAGUUUUAUUUGCCAUGUGAAAUUUGUUCCUUUUUGCACCGUGCAAUUGGCUUUUUUUGGUUGUCGCUCGCACCCUGACUUUCUCUCGCACAACGCCAAAAAUCAUCCUAGCAACUUUACGAGCGGACUAGUAUCGGUACCAGCUUUGCUGCUAUUGAGAAUUUUAAGUUCUCCGUAUCAUUAUUUCAUUAAAGUUUUUGCUUUGGAUUUCCCAAAAUAGGCCUGAUAUUACCAUAAAUCAUCAUGAAAAAAAAAAACAAUUUUUUAUCAAUAAUUUUUCGUCUCACUUACCAAAUUUAGAAAUUUAGGUAUUUCCAUAUGUAAAUCCUUGUUUUUCGCGGAUUAUAAGCUGUAAAAAGCACUUUACUUCGGCUUAUGAAUCCCGUCACACCUAACUGAUCUCCAUUUUGUCGGUUAAAAAUAAACCGAUUAUCUCGCAUGCCCAAAAUGGCCUCUAUUUUUAACUGUCCUAAAAGAUUUUUUUCGGUCUGAAAAAUUUAUUUUUCAGUGAUUUUUUUUAUUUUUUUCAUUAUAGUUCGUCUACAAAAAGCGGAAAUUAAAUCAAUUUUUUUUGCUUUUUUCCCCUUCUUCAUCAUUUUUCGCAUGACUAAAAAAUUCAAUUUCCCUUGGAAUAAUUAAAUUUGGGGCCUUGUUAACUGCAUGACAUUAUCGCAAAAAAAUAAAAAAAUUUUAUUUUUGAAAAAAUAAAAUUUUUUUUUUUGAAAAAAUAAAAAAAGUUGUGUCCUUUAAAUUUUGAUAAAAUUUGUGGCAUAUUUAGAUUACACUUUUCUAAGAUAUACGAUAUCAAUUUCACACGAGAUUUUUAAUACUAUAAUCAUCAAAUUUUUUAUGAUAAAAAUGGGAAAUAUCCAAUUUUUUUAAUUUGUAGACGUAAAAAAUCGUGAUGUCUUCUGCAAAUAGCAAGGUAAGAGUCUCGAAAAAGUUGUAGAAAAUUGUGUGUUAGAUUCAUUAAAAUUGGAGGACCGCAGGGCAUCUUUUCGAAAAAAUUUUGCACAGUGCAAAACCGUAGGCUUUUUUCAACUAGAAAACUGCACUGUGCAAAAAUUUAUGCUUUUUUCAAUUAGAAAACUGCACUGUGCAAAAACACAGGCUUUUUUCAAUUAUAAAAUUGCACUGUGCAAAAUUAUAGGCUUUUUUCAACGAUAAAAUUGCACUGUGCGAAAAAGAUCUUUUGUCCUAAAAAACUUUCUUGGCCAAAAAAAAUUUAGACAAUAUUUUGACCCCUUGGGUUAAUUCAACUAGAAACUUGCACAGUGCAAAAAUGUAGGCUUUUUUCAAUUAGAAACUUGCACAGUGCGAAAUCGUAGGCUUUUUUCAACUAGAAAACUGCACUGUGCAAAAAUUUAUGCUUUUUUCAAUUAGAAAGCCGCACUGUGCAAAAACACAGGCUUUUUUCAAUUAGAAAACUGCACUGUGCAAAAACGUAAGCUUUUUUCAACUAAAAAAUUGCACUGUGCGAAAAACAUCUUUCAUCCCAAAAAACUUUUUUGGCCAAAAAUUUUUUAGACAAUAUUUUGACCCUGUCAUCACUAGAAUAUUCCAUUAUCACUUCAGCAUAACCGCAUCCAUCAAUUUUGACACGUUUUGUUGCGCAUCGCCUCCCAAAAUUUCGUUCGUCAGAAACGUCAGUCCGAGUUUCCACUCGUCUGGCCUCGAAAGGAGUUUGGUGCCAGCGAGAGAGCACUAAAAAUGAAGAGAGACGCCCCACAAAGAGAGCGCUUACUUUUUGGGCGGCCGAAAAAAAGGAGUAUUAAAAUGGGAAAAAGAAGGGGAAUUGGGUUCGCUUUCGGCCCUCCUCGUGCCGAGUAAUUGAAAUUUGAGAUAAGAUAAGGGCAUUUUGAACGGGAAUAUAGGUUACUUUCGGAAUAGUAUAGGGUUUCGGCGGGGAUCUUCGAUCGCUUCGGUCGGUUUUGAGAUGUUUUUUAGUUUUUUUUUGGGAUUUGAGGGGUAAAAAGAGAAUCCCGGUGAAAAGGAGGCUCUAUAGUUCCUCUCUUUUGACUAGAAGAACCUUUUUUUUUUGUCUAGUGUUAUGUUAAAAUAUCUUGUUUUUGCACAGUGCAGUUUUCUAGUUGAAAAAAGCCUACGUUUUUGCACUGUGCAGUUUCCUUGUUGAAAAAAGCCUAUGUUUUUGCACUGUGCGGGGUUUUAAACAAAACGGGACAAGAUUUCUAUCAGAAAGGCGGCUAGAAAUCUUAAAUUGACCAUAAAAUUCAGUUUCCGAGUUUUUGAAAAAAAAUUUUUUGCACUGUGCAGUUUUCUAAUUGAAAAAAGCCUACGUUUUUGCACUGUGCAGUUUUCUAGUUGAAAAAAGCCUACAUUUUUGCACUGUGCGAACUUUUUAAAAGCAUGUAAACUGCCCUGUCACAAAGAUGAUUUACCCGAAAUAUAUGAUUUUUUAACGGACAUCUCAGUAUGUCAAAAACACCCUGACUUUUUCAAUUUGAAAAAAAAAUCAAAAUUUCCGAAUUUUCAAAAUUUUUCGACCCAAAAAAUUUCGGUGAUUUUGGCCAAUAGCAAAUUAGAAGCCUUCCAUCUGCCUCAGAAAAGUCAGUUCUAAAUUUUCACCAAGUUAUAUUAAGAUUUGCGGGUUUAAUUUCGACCAUUCCACAUUUUCAGUCUGUAAAAUCUCAUCGUUGCCGACGACUCAAAAAACAAUCAAAAAGCAUUGUCAGUAAAAGUUCAUUUGACAUUCGACCUCCUCUUUCAAAAUCCACCUGCUUCGGCGUUGAAAACGAUCAAUUAUUUUUGAAAUUUUGGCAUGACCUUUUACCCCAUUCCCACCUGUUUUUUCCCCACGUAAACCGUCAUAAAUACGUACUUGUCGUUGAAAAACGUAGUCGAAGUGCAGACUGUUGUUGGCCCUGUUAUUCGUCUCGACAUAUUAUGUGGUUUUCCAGGUGGAAAAUUGUCUUCAUAAAAAAUUAUGGGCGUUAUAUUAGACUAGACACCUAGUGACGGGGCAAUUGUAAUAUGUCGGUGUUUUCGAGGGGAACAAAAGCUUUUAUGUCGCGGGUUGGACUCUCAUAGCAAAUUUAACCCUACAUUCGUUAAUUUUAGAUAUUUUUUUUCGUCUGGUAGCUUCAAAUUACCUACAUAUUAUACCAGGCAAACCGGUUGUAGGUAAAGUACAAUAUAUUGAUAUUUUUGGUGAGGCUGUGUAUAACCAUUGCACAAUAUGUAUUCGCUAUGACAUAUAGAUGUUUCGUAUGUAAUUUGUAUUGUACAUGGCAUCUUAUGGAUGGGGAAUGUAACUUUUUGAUAUUUCUUGUAUCUACUACAAAUUCUAAGUGGGGUAUUGUUCUAUAUCAGAUACGUAGCUGUUCGCUGUAUUGUUUUUUGAGCAUCAUAUUAAAUUCUAGGUUCGAAUUCAGCUUUAUAUUGGCCUUGAUAUUGGACCUGUCACCUACUGAGGUGGCAAGUGUAAUAUGUUAAUAUUAACGGUUUGAUAUAGGUUAAUAUGUCGCAUAAAAGAGUUUAUAGUGCUCUGAGAGCAUUUAGGACCAUUAACCGAUUUGAUAUCAUCCUUUUUUUUGGUCGUUACGACCGUUAUAUUGCACUAGACAUCAAUUAGUAUGGCAACUAUAAUAUCUAGGUCUUUGUGAACUUACAAACACCAACCGGGCGGGCUUCCAACUCCAUAUGGCCUCUAGAUUCGCUGUGCAGAACACUCACUUAUAAUUGAAGGGAUUAGAAGCCAUAGCGACGCAAUUAAUCCACAUUCACCAUGGUGAGGAUAGUACGAUCUUUGCCGCUGUCUUUGCAAACAAAAUUCGUCACUAAUUAUGCGGAAGGGAUCAUAACAGUCUAAUCCUUCAUUUCCAUGCCGUACAAUGUCUACGGCGGAAGAGAGCUAAGCCUCAGUGACCUUGUUUUAGAGAUUUGGCUCUUGACUUUGGAGAAAUUCGAUUAUUUUUUGGUAAAAGGUUGGGAAUAAUGAGUGGAAAUUGUGUUAGAUGACAUUCAUGUCAUCUUUGGGACUGUGUUUUAUAAUUUUUUUUUAAAUUUAUGAACAGUGCGGUUAUUUUGACAAUUUUUUUAUCGCACUGUGCAAAAUCGUAGGCUUUUUUCAAUUAGAAAAGUGCACUGUGCAAAAUUGUAGGCUUUUUUCAACUAGCAAACUGCACUGUGCAAAAUCGCAGGCUUUUUUCAAUUAGAAAACUGCACUGUGCGAAAAAAAUUUUUGAAAAAUAAAAAAAUUGAAAAUAAAAAGUUGUAAAAUACGUCGAGUAAACACUGUACUUUUUUUCAAGGUAUACGUAAUACAUUUUUAAGGUCCGAAAACCCGAGUAAUUUCAUAAAACCCCCAAUUUUUGCCCUUAUCUCUCUCGAAGGCCUUUAUUUUUCCGUUUCCAUGGAAAACAAAUAUUUGAGACUUCAUUUCGCCCUCUUCCAUUCAAAAUUAAGCUUUAUUUUGCUUGCCCACCUACCUUUUACAUGACGCUCAGAUUUUGACGAAACUUGGCACAGAUUUACAGUAAUUUCUUGUAAGAAAUAUACGAGACUUUUAGCUCGCGUUUUGCAGAAACGACCGAGAUUUUAAGGUCCAAAGUUGGCGAAAAUUUGAAAUUUUUUUUUGCAAAUUUUUGGAUUAAAAGUUUUGUAGCUAUUUCUACUGUAGAGAGUAAUAUUUCCACAAAAAAUCAAUUUUUCCCGCGAGAAACUGGCAAAGAUACGGCCAAAAAGUGGUCUUUUCUCUGACCGCUCUCCGCAUUUCGCGUGCUCUCUCGGCGGCAAAGACCGUUCAAUAUCUCGGCUCUCACUGCAAAUUGUGAGCUAAAAUUCUUACCAAUUUAUAUGUGGACCAAAUCCUAUGUGUACGCAAAAUUUUAAGAAAAUCUGCCGCAUCCAAAAAUUUUCCCAGGUGACCUAAAAUUUUCAAAUUUCGAAAUUUUUUCAACGAAUUCACCGCUAAUUAGAGCAUUCAGAGAAAAUGUUUUCUGAUAUUUGAGCUCGUGAUGACGUAAAAAUGCCACGUAAAUUCGUGCGGAUCAUCCGACGGAAGCUGAGCAAUUCACUCGGUGAUAUUGCACUUGAUUCAUUUGAGGGGUUGCACUUUUAUUGCUUGAGGCAUUAAAAUUGAAAAGCAUGCUUGUUGAAUAUUCAAGCUGUUUACUGAACCGUCUGGUCGGAGUUUUUUUUAUUUAAAAAAAUUUUUUUUUUAUUUGAAAAAAUUCCAAAUUUUUUUUCGCACAGUGCAAAAUUGUAAGCUUUUUUCAAUUAUGAAAUUGCACUGUGCGAAAACGUAGGCUUUUUUGAACUAUGAAAUUGCACAGUGCAAAAUUAUAGGCUUUUUUCAACUAGAAAACUGCACAGUGCGAAAACGUAGGCUUUUUUCAACUAUGAAAUUGCACUGUGCAAAAAAAAAUUUUUUUUGAAAAAAUAAAAAAUUUGAUUUUUUUUUUGUAUUUUGAUUUUUGAUCUAUCACAGAGAAUUUCUAUUGAUUCCGAGAUAUAAAAAUGAUGUUUCUUUAUUUCUGCCAUUUUCCGAACUCAUUCAUCACGGCUCUUCUCGGUUUUAUGAAUUCAUAAAAAAUUCUUGUUGUUUGUGCGUCAAAAAUGCCCUCAAGGGAGUUUAGUUACAGUGAAAGAUUAUAAAAAGAAAAAAUAACAUGUCUAGUUUUGGGAAAACAUCAAAAAAGCGGGGUGAAAAAUCAAUUUUUUAAUGGAAAAAAUUGAUUUUUUUUGGAUCGACUAAUAAAAUUUGUUUAUUAAAUUUAGAUUUUUGGGGGGAAAUAUAAUAUUUAAAAAAAGUUUUUUAAGAAUUUUAACAAUUUUUUAAAAAAAAUCAAAAAAUUUUUUUUUUCGAUUUUUUCGGAAAAAUUCAAUCUAAAAUUUUCUAAAAAUUCCAUUUUUCCAUAAAAAAUCGAUCUAGAAUUUUCUAAAAUCCCAUUUUCUCAAAAAAAAAAAAUCAAAAAAAAUUUUUUUUAUACUACUACUAUUCAGCCAUUUCUCACUGUUUUCCCAGUUGGAAAUUCCCACUGUCACUUUGGUGGCUCGUCAAAAUUCAAAAGAAAUCGUUUCAUAAACAAAAAAUCUCAAAAAAUUUUUUAGUCAGCUCGCAGCAUGAGGUCCGCCGCCCUUUUCUUUGAUCCAUUUUUAACCCGGAUUUGACAUUUGACAAGCAAAUUUGAACCCUCCAAUCAAUCAGUUAUCGUCUCCCGUCUUUUUAGGGCGUUGUUUUCGGAGGGAAUUUAGAAAUUUGAGAUUUUUUAGUGGAAAAAUCAGAAACUUGUCGAAAAAUAAAAAAAUUUUUUUUUCAGAUUUUUGAUAAAAUUUCUGUGUCAGCAUGAUGAAUAGAGCAUUUCAACAAACAAAUCAGUUUUUUCCCAUCAAAAUUCAAAAAGAUAUGGCAAGUUUUGUUGCUUUAGCCUCCUACUGCAACUAACCUUUUUUGCUCAUAUUUUAGUGAAUUUUGAUCGGAAAAAAAUGAUUUUUUUGUUGAAUUGUUCUACCAUUCACUCUGAAUGAACUCUGAAGUUUUCGGGGCUAAAAUCCGAAAGAAAUUUUUUGACAUUUUUUGGUCGAAAUUCAAAAAAUUUUUUUUUACUUUACAAAAAUAAGCCGCCGAAAAAUUUGAAAAAAAAAAAUUUUUUUUAAUUUCGUAACAAAUCAUUUUCAGGAACUUCUGUGAAAUUGAAUAAGCGUCAUUGCUGAUUAAUCAUCAAUUUUUUCGAAUGAAAAACAAAAAAAAAUUAAAGUUGAAGAAUAAUCAGCUCUCUAUUAUAAUGUAUUCGCUUCUUUGGGAAACGUGUUUUGCCUUUUUUUUAUCUUUUUUACUCAUUUUUCCAUUCACUAAUGAUCACUCCCCCUUUUCUCGCUCUUUUCCCUUGCAAAAGAGCGCGCCCGAAACCCGGUGCAUUUUGGUCGAGUGGAUAGCGCGCUCGUCUCGCGUUCGAAAGGUCGCGAGUUCGAGUCCGCGCUGAAGAGGCUGGGACGAAACAUUUGUUGAUAGGAAGAGUAUGAACGUAUACUUGAUUAUAAACAGACACAACUGAGCCUUUUUGCACUUUUUUUGCGAAAUUGUAAAUUUUUCGGAUAGAGAGUAAUUUUAGUUUGAUUAAAAAUUCCUCUCAAAAAACUUCAUGCCCUCAAAUUUUAAUUCCAUAUUUCGAAAAAACUUUUUUCAUAUAUACGUUUUGACAAAUUUAUUUUUUACAUUGUAAAGCGAAUUACUAUUUUUAUCAACUUCCGUUUUUAACACAUUUCUUGUUUUUUUCGCUUUACAGCCCUGUUUUUCGUUUAAAAAAAAUAUUUUGGGAUCGGGAUUAGGGCCAAAAAUACAUAUUGGGGAUCUCGAAUUUUGUUUACACUUUGGGAAUUAGUUGCCACGGGAGAAUUUUGAUUAGAAUUUGUGGGGUUUCCACUAUAAAAGGGCUAAAUUUUCGAGUUUUAAAAAAAAAUUAGGCCGAAAUUAUAGGGUCUCGCUGUUAUUUAGAGGUCUGUUUAGUUGUAAAAUUACUUUUUUCUGGGUUUAAAUUGAGAUUUUUCAAAAAAAAAAAAAAUUUUUUUGGUUGAAAAAUUACAGUAAGAUUCUGAUGUAAAUUUUAUUUUUCAACAAUUUUAUUAGCUCUAUCCCUCUCCAAAACGUCUGUUUCUCCGCGAAAGAUUCGAAUUUCCAAGCCACCCGCGGCGCCCUUUAUUGCGCAACCGAAUUCCGGACUGGCGGAAUGGAAAGGAAUUUCGGGGCGCCGCGGGCGGUCCGAAAAUUGCGAAAUGUGUCGGUGAGUGCUAAUGAAACCACUGUGGGAAUACUCUAUUUUUUCAAUGUGCUUUUUAGGGCAUUCUGGAGGUCAAUUAGGUAAAUUAUAGAGCUUUAGUCAUCACAAUUUUAGAAAUGUCAUCUUUCGAAAUUUUUUUUUUUUUUUGAAGGAUGAGAUUUAUUUGAGGGCUAAUUUUUGGCAUUCGUAAUGUCUUAUGGCACUGUAGAUUAAAAAUACAGCGCACAGUGCGAAACCAUAGGCUUUUUUCAACUACAAAAUUGCACAGUGCAAAAUCAUAGGCUUUUUUCAACUAUGAAAAUGCACAGUGCAAAAUCGUAGGCUUUUUUUAACUAUCAAAUUGCACAGUGCAAAAUCAUAGGCUUUUUUCAACUACGGAAUUGCACUGUGCAAAAAUAAUUCCCCAAACUUCCAAUUUUGUUUCAAAUUUUGCGUACAAACUCUAUCUAGACCACAUAAAACCUCUAAAAAUUUUACCUUAUACUUUUCAUCCGAGAAAUUUCACAAUAACUUGCCGAAAACGCUAAAUUCUUCUCGCCUACAAUCUAUUUUCGGUCUAUUUGCGAUGUGAGAAGACAGAUUACAUUUUAAGGGCUUAUCAGAUCCUUUGCCCAAUCUUUUUCGGCCUCUCAUUUUCUGACGUUUCCGUUUUUCGGGAUUUCCGGUCGGCCCUUUUCGCGAGAACGAUCUUCGGACGUGGAAUCUCUCAUGUAUAACAUUCUGCAUGUUGUGACAUUGUCCCAUUUUUGAGACGGUUUUUGGGGGAAACGGAAGGGGGGUGAGACGGUCAAAUUUUUUUCGGUCAAUAUUUUGAACCAUAAAAAAUUUUUAUUUUUUUUUGCACAGUGCAAAAUCGUAAGCUCUUUUCAACUAUAAAAUUGCACAGUGCAAAAUCGUAGGCUUUUUUCAACUAGAAAACUGCACUGUGCAAAAUCGUAGGCUUUUUUCAACUAAAAAUUUGCACUGUGCAAAAACGUAGGCUUUUUUCAACAACGAAACUGCACAGUGCAAAAAAAAACAACAUUUUUUCUCCUCCCACUUUACUUUUUCACUUCCCAAAAUGAAUUCCCAUAACUUCUGAAAUUCAAUUUUCUCUGGAACUUCUCGUCCGAGGUUUUGGAAUUCCAAAUUAGGCCCGAACGUUUAAAACGGACUUUUUGGAGGUUUUUGGCCCGAAAGAGGGCCAAAAAAUUGAAUUUCUUCGAAAGAAAGACACUUCUUUGAGGGCUUAUUUUUGGCAUUCGUAAUCUCGGAGCGCCCGUCCGAGGUGGGGUAAAAAUAGCGCACCGUGCGAAACCGUAGGCUUUUUUUUUACACUAUAAAAUUGCACAGUGCAAAACCGUAGGCUUUUUACAACUAAGAAAUUGCACUGUGCAAAACCAUAGGCUUUUUUACACUAUAAAAUUGCACUGUGCAAAACCAUAGGCUUUUUUCAACUAAGAAAUUGCACUGUGCAAAAAUUUAAAAAAAAAUUUGCUUAAAAACAGCCCUAGAAUUGUAGACCAGCCUCCAUUAUUACUUUUGCAAGCCAUACAUGGUAAUUUCGCGGCAAAAAACAAUUACUUUCAUGUUUUACGGGCUAAAACCUGUACUUGCUUGAUGUUUGACGCCCAAAACCGCGGAAAAACAAUGAUUAUUUGGGACGAAAAAAUGGCCACGCAUUCCGGGCACUCUAAGACGUAAACAGUCGUAAUCCGACAACCGAUAUCCGGGUGUUUUUCGGCUUUUGUGCCAAGUUUUUGAUCUUUGGUUAAAAAUUUUUGCUUCUACGGGAUUUUUUCGAAAUUUCGACGGUAAAAUGGGGUUUUUAUGGAAAAAUUACUGUUUGAAAUUUAUCGUAGCACUUUUUAGAUUUCAUGUCAAUAAAAAAGAGAGCUUAUUUUGCUAAAAUUUGGGGUUUUCUAACCAUUUUUGAUCAAAAAUCGAUAUAAUUUGUUACUUUUCGGCCAAAAUCAAGUCUAUCAUGAUAAAAUAUGACUCUAAGUUACGUAAAAUGCCUUCUAAAUUAUACCACGACGAUAAUUUCUCCUAUAUUUUUUUAAAAUUUUCCCAUUUGUCAUCUUUUUGAUACAAUGGGGGACCUGAUCCAGUGGCAAAAAACGUACCGUUUUGCAUCCAGGAAGCAUCAAAAGUGUGGCAAAAUACCUCCCUCUUCAAGUGAAAAAACUCCGAUUUCAAAAGCGCACCCGCUCUUUUUGUCAGGGAGCCUUUAAAAACAAAGUUUUUUCACUUGGAAAGGGAGGCAUUUUGCCACAUUUUUGAUACUUCCCGGAUGCAAAAUGGUACUUUUUUUGCCACUGGAUCAGGUCCCCCACUGUAUAAAAAAGAUGAAAAAUGGGGAAAAAUUGAAAAAAAUAUGAGGGAAAUUAAUGUCGUGGUAUAAUUUAGAAGGCAUAUUACGUAACGUAGAGUAAUCUUUUAUCGAGAUAGACUUGUUUUUGGCCAAAAAGUAAUUAUAUCGAUUUUUGACCAAAAAUGGUAAAAAAAAUCCCAAAUUUUGAUAAAAUUAAGCUCUUUUUUUAUUGGUCUCCCCGCCGUAGCUGGAAACCCUCCUCAACGCCCUCAAUAUUUGUUUACAUUCUAGGUAAUGAGAUGUUCUCUCAUCCCUAUUAUAUUUACAAUCCAAAAUCCGCCAUUUCUCGGGGUCUCUUUCCACAUUUGCAUGUGAUGUUCUACCAUGCAAUAAUAUAAAUUCCGCUCGCCGAAUGUGACUUCCCAUUCAAACGAGUAUUUCGAGUAGCGGCGGGUGCACUUCCUCACAUGCUCCGGCUAUUUUUGGCACUUCGGAAUUGAGUUAGAUAGCAAGAACGAAAUAAAUAGCUUUAGGGGUAAAAAAUUGGACAAAGUUCGCAAAAUGUUGCGUAUUUCAAAGUUUUUUGAUGCUUACAAUAAGACAAUUGUUUACGUUACGCUACAUUCAAUCUAUUUUUAUUAUUUUAUUUUCAAAAAAUCGGUUUCCCGGGCUUGUUUUAGCAAAAAACAUCUAUUUUUAUGUCAAAAAACCUACUUUUCCAAAAAACGCGUCAUUAUGACGCUUUUUUCGGAAAAAUUUUUACCUAAAAAAUCUUUAUAGACCCUCUUGUUUAAAUUUACCAUAGAAUAUUGAAAUAAAAUUCCGUUUUUCAACAAGAAAUCGGCUUAUUUCCCCAUAAGUCAUCGAAAUUUGAAACUUUUCCAAAAAAUCGGUCAUUCUGACACAUUUUUUCGGAAAAAUUUUUUUCUGAAAAUUUUUAUGGACCAUCUGCUUUACAUCUACCAUACCAAACUGCAGUAAAAUUUCGUUUUUCAACAAGAAAUCGGCUUAUUUUCCCCAUAAGUCAUCAAAAUUCGAAACUUUUCCAAAAAACCGGUCAUUAUGACACAUUUUUUCGGAAAAUUUUUUUUCUAAAAAUCUUUAUGGACCAUCUACUUUACAUCUACCAUACCAAACUGCAGUAAAAUUUCGUUUUUCAACAAGAAAUCGGCUUAUUUUCCCCAUAAGUCAUCAAAAAUUUGAAACUUUUCCAAAAAAUCGGUCAUGACUCCCUCAAAAAAUAUGUCACCCCUUAUUACCACUCAUCAGACUGCUCAUUAGACCCCAAACUUUAUAUUAUAUUGUAUGUUUCCCCUUCAACCGUCCCAAUUCCAACGAAAUAACGAUAAAUCACUGAUUAGUAACCCGAAACUUGUUGUUUUCGCUGCACCAAGCAUCAAAUUAAUUAAAUUUGCCGCUUUCAUUACUGCAGUCGGCCUCCGACCGCGCUGUAAAAACGCUCCCUACACCCCGACUUCUGGGGGUUUUGCAACGUGAAAACAAGCGAGAGAAUUGGGGAAAGCAAAGGUUCUUGGGCUGAACUUCGGGUUCAACUUGCAAUUUGCGGAAGUUUCUCGAGUUUGGGGCGCGUUGUAACAGAUGAUAGUUGUUUUUCAGUGCUCGAAAUUUUAUUAGCAGCAGCGAGACACGCUGAGAAAGUGAAAAUGUCGGGAUUUUUAUGGGAAAAUCGUAUUUUCAGCACAAAAAUUGGGGAAUUGUAAAAAAAGUUUCGUAGGGUUUGACGUAAAUUGGAGAUGAGUCAUGAAUUUGAUGUGGGAUAAAGUUGCGAAAAGACGGACUGACGUUGGAUUUAGGGCAGGUGGGGAAAUAAGAAGGCUUUGAGAUGGAAAAACGGAAAGUUAUAAAGUUUUUUACGUUAUACUACACUGACAAGGAAAUGGUUUGAACUGUCCGUGAGCUUUCAACAUGAGACCCACAGAUUCUGAAAGAGCGCACAAAAUUUAGUAGGAAUCCGUUUUCCAUUUUUGCCGAAUGGUCUUGGGACGGUCGAUUUUUAUCGACCGGUUUUAAUAUGCUGAUGUUACAGUAAUCUUAGAGAUUUGGUUUUCAGAAAAUUGAAUGCUCAAUCACCAAAAACGUACAUGUCCAGAAUUUCGGGUCAGUACCUCUUUUUAUGAUGCCGUGAGGCAUAAAAUUCCAAAAAGGACAAAUUUAUGCAAAUUUAUACCUUCCGGGCAGAAUUUGGAAAAAAUAUUUUGGGCGUUUGUUAAACACAUGUCCAGGGUCAUUUUAAAAUAAAAAACUCAAAAUUGACUUUUUCGUAAAUAUGCACGCGGUCAACUAUACGCUGACGCAGGGAUCCAAAAAUUGUCUUUUCAACUUUUUUUGCGAAAUUUUAAGAAAAGGUGAAAAUUUGGCAAUAUUCUUUCCUGGGAAUCCAAAAAAAUUUGCAAGUUCCUGGAAAACCUUCUGGAAUGGUCCAAAAACAUCUUUACCAUACCAGAAGACUGACAAAUGGUAUCAUUGAAAACUCAACAAUGUUACCAAAUUGUCAACUUUUCUUGAAAUUUUGCAAAAAAAAAUCUGUAAAACACUUGAAUAAACUUAAAAAAAUUUUUUAUAUAGCUGUAGAAUACAGUAACCGAUAUGUAUAUUCAAGCCGAGUAUAUCCGUUCCGGCUGGACUCGAACCUCCAAGACCUCCCUCGGCCAAAAGAUUUGUGCGUGGAACUUUUUCCACUAGACUAUUUGGUGACGCUUUUCUUUGCCUUCCGGUUCGUCUUUUUUCUCUUUCCAUUCUUUUAGUCGGGUUUUUCUGUCGAUAUUUCUCGUCUCCCAAGACCAUUCGGCAAAAAUAGACAACGGAUUCCUACUAAACUUUGAACGCUCUUUUAGAAUUUGGGGUUCUCAUGUUGAAAGCUCACGGACAGUUCGAACCAUUCCCUUGUGAGGGAUCUGAUCCAGUGGCAAAAAACGUGCCAUUUCAGAUCCGGGAAGUAUCGAAAAAUGUGGCAAAAUACCUCCAUCUCCAAGUGAAAAAACUCCGAUUUCAAAUGCGUUCCCGCUCUAUUUGCAAGGGACCUUCAAAACGGAGUUUUUUCACUUGGAGGUGGAGGCAUUUUGCCACAUUUUUUGAUACUUCCAAGAUGCAAAAUGAUACGUUUUUUGCCACUGUAUCAGGUCCGUCACUGUAGUAUAACAUAAAAAACUUUACAACUUUCCGUUUUUCCACCUGAAAGCCUUUUUAUUUCCCUCAACCUGCUCUCAAUCCAACGACAAUCCGUCUUUUCGCAACUUUAUCCCAUAUCAAAUUCAUGACUCAUCUCCAUUCUACGUCAAACCCUACGAAACUUUUUUGCAAUUCCCCGAUUUUUGUGCUGAAAAACAUUUCAACCAGCUUCAUUUGCAUAAUCCCAAUGAGUAACAUGCUCAUUCUGUCGUAUUUAAGAGGCCAACCACCUGUUUUUAUAUCACUGCUCGGACAAUUCGACCAUUUUAUAUCGUACUAGGUGAUUAAGUUGUAUUUUGUUGAAAAAUACAUGGCUUUGUGUAUAAAUCUUGAGAAUUUUGGUGAGUUAUUAAAUUUGAGGCCUUGAUAAUGUAUCAAGAACCAUGCAGCGUGUAUUUUACAAAGGUUUUUGACAUCAAAACCCCGAAUUUUAUCUUAUUUUAGGUUUUUUUUGAAAAAUUUGGUUUUAUCUUUCUCCCUUCUUAAUCGAAUGUUGUUUAUGCCCUUUCAUAAAGCUGGAAAGGCUUUGUCAGAACGUAUUUUACCAAAUUCCCCGCCCUAUCCUCGCUUCCCAGCUAAUUUUACCUUGUUUUAGGUCACUUGAAGUCGGUCUAUACUAAGCUCCACAAAUCCAAGCCCAAAAUUUCGCAACCCGCCAAGGAAGAGGAGACCAUGUCGGGCGAGGCGUUGGUCGAGUUCCAGCAACAGUUUAGCAGCAGUCGGCGCGCGGGCCGCCGAAACGCGAUGGGCGAUUUGGGGCUGGAAGGAGUGGACCCGGGAGCGCACAAGCUGGCCGAUGAGUUCGAGAAAAUGGGAAGGGACAGUGCGGAGCAGCCCGGCACGUCGACGCAAAAAACUGGAGGUAGGUUUGCCUUGAGGGAAUUCGGGAGUUUCCAAAAAUUUCGAUGAAAGUCAAAAAAAUUUAGAAAAUUCCAAAAAACAUGUCAUUAUGACGGGUUUUUUACAAAAUUUUCGAAUAUACUGAGAUCUCAAGGAUCGAAGGUCUUAUUCUGUUGUUUAAUUUUACACUAAAUUUUUAUUUUAUGUCAAAAUUUGCAUAAUUUUCGAAAAGCCCCAAAAUCAAAAAAAUGCCCAAAAAAUCGGUCAUGAUGACAAAUUUUGGAGCAAAAUUUGACAUGAGAUUAGAGACAAUACUUCGCUCUUCAACUUGGAUACCAUUUAUUUGUUAUGUUUACAGUUAACAACCGAAAAAUCGACCGUUUUUCCAAAAAUCCCAUUCCUCUGGGAUAAUGUCCAAAAAAUCGGUCAUGAUGACAAAUUUUGGAGCAAUUUUUACCAUUACAUUAAGCGGAAUAUUAAGCUUUUCAACCUCGAUACUAUUUGCUUACUCAAUUUAUAGUAAUCGACCGAAAAUCGACCGUUUUUCCAAAAAUCCCAUUACUCGGGGAUAAUGUCCAAAAAACCGGUCAUGAUGACAAAUUGUGGAGUAAAUUUUGACACGAGAUUAAAGGAAAUACUACCCUCUUUAAACUAGAUAUUAUUUCUUUAUUAAAUUUUGUGUUAUCGACCGAAAAAUCGACCGUUUUUCGAAAACUCCCAUUCCUCGGGUAUAAUGUCCAAAAAAUCGGUCAUGAUGACAAAUUUUGGAGCAAAUUUUGACCUGAUAUAAAAUAGAAUGCUAUCUUCUUGAGCCUCGAUACCAUUUACUUUUAUGUUUAUAGUUAUCGACCGAAAAAUCGACCGUUUUUCCACAGAUCCCAUUUUUCUGGGAUAACUUCCCAAAAAUCGGUCAUGAUGACAGAUAUAUCAAAAAUCAACUCUUCAAAAUACCCUCAAAUUACUCGUCAGGCUAUUUUACACUAGAAAAUAUCAAUUUCCCCCACCAUGAACACUAUUUUAUCGGCUAAAUCGUCAGUUUUCAGAUGAAUGA
Molecule: messenger RNA, 19841 nt
Organism: Bursaphelenchus xylophilus (pine wood nematode)
Lineage: Eukaryota; Metazoa; Nematoda; Chromadorea; Rhabditida; Aphelenchoididae
Source: the annotation of a GenBank genome assembly